Melospiza melodia melodia is the source of this 840-nucleotide messenger RNA. Its product is annotated as palladin-like. The record is from RefSeq and is a predicted model, not a curated record. Bases 235 to 840 code for a protein of 201 amino acids. NCBI's taxonomy places the organism in Eukaryota, Metazoa, Chordata, Aves, Passeriformes, Passerellidae. The transcript has 7 exons.
ACUCACAAGCAGGGAUGUGAACAUUAGAAAUGUAACCCACCACCCCAGACAGCCUCAGACCUCAGAGGGAGCUGCUGGAGAGGAGACAUUCCACUGCAAGGCUCAGCACUGACACAAACUGGCAGCAGGAGCCCCAAACCCAAACUGAUGGCUUGCAGAGGUUCUCAGGGUCAAUCCGAAGGCUAAGCCUCCUUGCAAGUCCCAGCAUCCUGUCGGGGCCAGAGGAAUGUCACAAUGCAGAGUCCCUCGCUGAUCCUGUCUGGGUCUGCCUAUGGAACCACACCCGUGUUUACAAAGGGUCUACAAAACAUAAGGGCCAGCAAGGGGCAGCUGGUGGUGUUUGAGUGCCGUGUCCACUCCACUCCCCCCCUGCAGGUUCACUGGUACAGGGAGUACGACCAGAUCCUGGACUCUGCUGAUUUCCGAACCCUGAGGAAAAAGGCUUGUUCAUCAGCAGUUCCUGAGGAAGUCUGCACCCUGGUUAUUACAGAAGCUUUCCCAGAAGACUCUGGAAUAUUUAAAUGUGUAGCUGAAAAUGAAUUUGGGUCUGCAGCAUCCAGUGCACAUCUCUCUGUUUCCCCAGGAGCCAAGGAGCUGGACAGCUUUGGCGGUGCUGCCCCCAGGCCAGCUGUGCAGGUCACCAUGAAGAGGCCCAGCUUCCCCAGGAGCAGCCAGGCAGGGGCCAAGGAGCGUGGGGCAGCUGCUGUGCCCUCCUACAGCCCCGAGAGCCCCGGGCUGGGCCCUGCAGCCUCCAGCCUGGGCCAGAAGAGCUCCAAGAGCCAGGCUGAGGAGCUCCACGGGGCUUACGAGAACUCACCUCGGGCUUCGCCUCUGAGGUAA